AUGCAUGCCCGCGAUGCCACCGGUCGUCAGGUCUCGCUCCUGAACGACGAGCCUACCGCCCAACCCACCCACCAAAGAAUCGACUACCGCACAGUUAACCAGGUCAUCUCACAAACCUUCCACCCGGCACCGCGAAGCAAUUCUUCCUCGCCUCACACUCCGGAGCUCCUCCGCUCCGACUCUUACGACUCAAACGCGAGCAACGAUCCUCUCUCGCCCAUGACUCCUACCUCCUAUGAUCCUUCCAGAGUUGGCGCAUUUCCUGGUCAGCCCAUGUACGACGACUACGAUAUGCCCGCAAAGCGCCCUGCGUAUGCGAACAACAGCCGCGCAGCUUCGUAUGAGGAGGACAGCUCAGCAACAUCACCCUUGCCUGAACGCCCUGGCAAGAGAUACCCUUGCCGCUACCGCGACAGCCACGGUUGCGAGAAGACCUUCACCACUUCAGGCCAUGCUUCUCGUCACUCCAAGAUCCACACUGCCGAGAAGGCCGUGCAAUGCACUUUCCACGGCUGCCAAAAGAAGUUCACCAGAGCGGACAACAUGAAGCAGCACCUUGAGACUCACUAUAAAGACAAGUCUCGCUCCUCCACCUCCGCGAAGGCUUCACGCCCCUCAAUGGGCGGUCUGUCAGCUUCCCGCCGCAGGUCCUCAUCAUCCGUGAGGCCUGCCGCGGCCAGCAACCGCGCUUCCCGCGACCAGCCAAUGUGGGAGGGUGAGUCUCCUUACGGAUACCCUCCCGGCCAAGCUCCCCUCCCAUCUCCCGCUGCAAGCGGUGCGUGGGAUUUGCGCGGCCUGCACAUGCCUCUUGUAAGCCGUCCCAGUGCCGCGAGAACACCCAGCAGCGGCCUGGACGCGCUGGCAAUGGCUGUUGCUUGCCAAGAAGGCGCGUAG
Messenger RNA from Colletotrichum phormii, 894 nucleotides. RefSeq lists its product as uncharacterized. Gene Ontology annotation, molecular function: RNA polymerase II cis-regulatory region sequence-specific DNA binding; DNA-binding transcription factor activity, RNA polymerase II-specific. NCBI's taxonomy places the organism in Eukaryota, Fungi, Ascomycota, Sordariomycetes, Glomerellales, Glomerellaceae. The coding region runs from base 1 to 894 and encodes 297 amino acids. Gene Ontology annotation, cellular component: nucleus. The record is from RefSeq and is a predicted model, not a curated record. The transcript has a single exon. Gene Ontology annotation, biological process: regulation of transcription by RNA polymerase II.